UAAUAUGUAUUGUGGGUGGAGAUCGAAAGACAGCGCAUGUUACUCAAAUCUCACAUGGCUUCCUUCUCUGUUCAUCCUAAUCAUAUAAUGGCGUUUUCAGAAGAAAGCUUGAUGGCCACUCCAUUUCCCAGUGCCCACCCAUGGACCCAAUCAAUGCCUCUCUUCAAUCUUCUCCUUCAAGCGAUGUGCCGCUCAUUGAUGAAGCUUUGGAUCGUUUAGAGCUCUGUUGGUUCUUUGAUAAUCUCCUUACUUGGAGGAACCCCCGGAUGUCUACCUCCCGUUCUGAUCCUUGUCUUUCUAAUGUUGCCCAUCAGGUGUUUGAUGAAAGUCCAAGUCCUGCUGCUAAUCUCUGCUCAUCUGAUUUGGAUGGGGAUGUUUCGCUGCCAAAUGGUGGUAGGGUACGUCGGAAUCUGCUUCGAACACCGUCGUUACCGUCCCGUAUGGAUCUAGGAGGGGAGGGAAUUCGAGAGAAAGGAAGUUGUUCUAGACCCUUGUUGGAGCAUGAUGUGCUUGUUGAAACUCCUGGUGAUAAUGUUUGCUCGUCUUCUUUGGAUAUGGAUGUUUCGAUUGGAAAUGGUGGUGGUAAACAGAGGAGUCUCCUUCGAACACCAUCGUUACAGUCCCGUGUGGACCGAGAGGAAGGAAUUCGAGAUAAAGGAAGUGGUUCUAAGCCAUUAUCAGAGCAUGAUGUUCUUGUAGAAACUCCUGCUGAUAAUGUUUGCUCAUCUUCUUUGGAUAUGGAUGUUUCGAUUGGAAAUGGUGGUCGUAAACAUAGGAGUCUCCUUCGGACACCCUCGUUACCGUCCCAUGUGGACCAAGAGGAAGGAAUUCAAGAGAAAGGAAGUGGUUCUAGGCCAUUAUCAGAGCAUGAUGUUCUUGUAGAAAGUCCUGCUGAUAAUGCCUGCUUAUCUGCUAUGGAUAUCAAUGUUUCCCUGGGAUAUGGUGGUGGUAAAUGUCGGAGUCUACUCCGGAUGCCUUCGUUACCAUCCCGUGUGGAACGAGAACAAGGUAUUCGAGAGAAAGGGAAUGAUUCCAAGCCAUUAAUAGAACAUGUGUUGCUUCAAAAACCAGCCAAACCACCAUAUGUAGAGAGGAAAGAAGAAGGAACUCGCAGCAAAGAAAGUGGUAGCACUCGAAAGAGCAAAUCCGCAAGGAAACCACGGAAUGGCAAUCUGCUAAGAACACCAUCUUUGCCACCAUUUAUAGGCAGAGAAAAGGAAUUUGGAGAGAAGGAAGCUGCUGCUAGAAUCAGAAACUCCAUUCAACCGAAUCUUUCUGAAUUCUUUCCCACAAGACAAGAGAUUCUUGAAAAGAACUUCAGCCUCCCGACGUGUCGAAUCCCGACAAACAGCGACAGAAUGUGGCACCAAUUUCUCAUCCAAAUGAGGAAAAGAAGAAGCCAAAGUGAGCUUGAAUCAGAAGAAUUGCAAGGGUUCAAGGACUUGGGAUUCACAUUUGACAAAAAGGAUAUAAACCCAACAGUGGUUGAUAUAAUUCCAGGGUUGAGAGAGAAAAAAGAGGAAGAAUUAGACAGUGAAAGAACAAGAAGACCUUAUCUUUCUGAAGCUUGGAUGCUCCAAAAUCAUCUCCUCCCUCCCAUCCCAAAAUGGGACAGUAGAAAAUCUGCUGAAGACAUGAAACAACAAAUCAAGUUCUGGGCUAGAGCUGUUGCUUCCAAUGUGCACUAAAAAUGGUGAGUGAAGGCUUCUAAACAGCCCCCAUUGUCUCUAAAUAUGCUGAAAUUGCUGUGCAGCAUCCCAAAACUCUUCUUAAUGGAAUUGGAUCGGAGGGAGCUCAAAUGACCAUUUUGUAACAGUCCAAGCUCACCGUUAGUACCGUUUCACGUUUGAAUGAGCUUUGAGAAGAACAAAAUAUAGAACUUUUCUCGCUUUUCAAUGCCAAACAAGGAGAAAAAGGUCCAAAUUCUCAAUGCAAUGUUUGUAAAAUUACAAACAUGUUGGUCUAUUUGAAGCUACAAAUGCUUCAAAAUUGAGAAGGUUUUUGCAUUGUGGAGAUUGGGCCUUCUGAUUCUCUGCUAUUCCUCAAAAAGGA
Molecule: messenger RNA, 2052 nt
Organism: Cucurbita maxima (winter squash)
Lineage: Eukaryota; Viridiplantae; Streptophyta; Magnoliopsida; Cucurbitales; Cucurbitaceae
Exons: 3
Coding region: 141-1688 (515 amino acids)
Source: RefSeq, a predicted model, not a curated record